Messenger RNA from Bubalus bubalis (water buffalo), 5272 nucleotides. It is a transcript of the gene FAM170A, whose product is annotated as family with sequence similarity 170 member A. The transcript has 6 exons. The record is from RefSeq and is a predicted model, not a curated record. Gene Ontology annotation, biological process: fertilization. NCBI's taxonomy places the organism in Eukaryota, Metazoa, Chordata, Mammalia, Artiodactyla, Bovidae. Bases 3020 to 4015 code for a protein of 331 amino acids. Gene Ontology annotation, cellular component: nucleus.
AUCACCUCAAUGGACAUGAGUUUGAGCAAGCUCUGGGAGUUGGUGAUGGACAGGAAAGCCUGGCGUGCUGCAGUCCAUGGGGUCACAGAGUUGGACACGACUGAGCAACUGAGUAACAAUGAAACUCCCAUUUUCACCUUGAUCUUCCUUUUCAUCUUCAUCAACCUUCAUGACAUACCCUCUUCCUAAAAAUACCCUCUAUUUAAACAUUGCUGUUUUAGAUAUUUUACUUCUGAACUGUUUUCUUAGACAAAGCUUUUAGGAGUAGGAUUAUUUGGUCAAGAGGGAAGAGAAGCUUUGUGAUAGUCCUUUAUGGCAACAGAGUUUCAUUUGUGCUUAUCCCACUUUGAGAGGCAAGGAAAGGAGAGCAAACAUAUCAGCAUGUUUAUGAAUAGCAAGCUCUAUCAUAAAAACGAAGUGACAGCCUUAUGCAAGUCAAUACCUGCUGACUGCAUCAGUCCCUUGGUUCCUAAUGUGAUUAAAUCUUGUAUCACCAACCAAGAGAAAGCAAUUGAAGCAUUGUGACUUAGAUUCAAAUAGGUGUCUUGUGGGAGUAAAUUAGGCAAGAAGCGAAUACUGCUGUGUGCAGAUGCUGGCUCAGGAGGAGUAGUCCCCUGCAUCUGAUUGAGAACAGGUCCAUCAUCAGAAUACACAGUCCUGUUUACAGAAUGUAUGGUAAGAAGGUAGGUAGGACUAUGCAUUUCAGUGAUUUGAAUCUUUUGCCUUUUUGAAUAAUCAGCUGGAGUUGGGAUUCAUUGGCAAGCAAGCCAACGCUUUGGCCCAUGUCCCAAGGGAAGACGCCUGGGCAGUAAGGUUAUUUCACCUUAGAUGGGAGAUUAGAGAAAGGAGUGUGCAAAUAUAAGGAAAGGGGCCAGGCCAGUGGGGAGGAGGGGGAAUUGUCAGAUAAACGACAGACACACACAAAAAGGGAAGAAGAACCCCACCCGCCCAAACCACCUCCCACCCCAGAAUGUCUCUCUGUGAACUAUCUACAGGAAGUGAGAUGAGGAGAUCAAAACCACAAAAACCAAAUUCCAAACAGAGACGUUGGGGGGAAAGCGGGGACAGGGCAACAAGUGGACCUCAAGUGUGGCUCCCCUGCUAGGCCACACUUCUUCCAGUCCCUGGUCCCCAGCACGCAGCCCAAGCCUACACGAACCAUGCACAGUGGAGGCUGGGACUUGCUUGCCUUCACACACACACAUACCCGACAUGCAUGGUGCGUGCACACACGCCACGUACAUCUACAUCCUAGAUGCACAGGGAUGCCCGCCCACAAGACACACACAGAGUCUGAGGCAUGCACGUGAGUGCCCUAGCACCGACACGUUCACCUUAAGGCUGUAGAAUGUGGGGCCCAGAGAGGGCGAAGGAGUGAGAUGGCCUGGGGCCUCCCUUCUCAGAGGCCCCUACCUCGGUACGUACCAGACGCCCACCCUUACCCUCUCUUCAACCCAAGUCCACCGGGCCCAAUACUCUCUGGGUGCAAGAUGGGUGAUAGCCGAGGAUGGCGCCCCUGCGCCCCAGGCAGAGCAAAGGGGGAGAUCACGGCCUCCAUUCUCAGACAGGGUUCAGCAGGAGUUAAGACCGGCUGGAAGGAAGCCCUGGGAGGGCUGGGGGCUAGUGGGUGGGAAAGCUAGCUUAGCAAAGUUCCUCCUGCCUCAUCCACAGGGUCUGGAGAGCAGGCGAGGGGCGGAGAAGACAGGGCCCAGAGGCGGUGCCAGAGGCUCUGCGCCAGCUCCUGGCUUCCACGGGGCAACGCGAGCCCCGUCCACUAGGGGGAGCCCGAAACCCAAUCCUGAGCGCGGCUUCCACGGGGCCGCGCCUCCUGCCCACCCAGGCCCCGGGACUUGACUGCUUUUCUGACCGAGAAGGGAGCUGGACGGCCCGAGGCCGCUCCGAACCUCACGACAGGGCAAGGAAGGCGGCACAGGGCGCUGUCCACCGGGCGGCCACCAGAAGGCAGCCUCUGGCAGGAGCAGCAACGCAGAGGCAGGCUGCCGUGGGCGCCCCAGUCAGAAAUUCAGGUAGGCCCCACGGCUCCACGUUUUGGCCCUGCCAGCGGCUUCUGUUGAUUAAAGACCAGAAUCUCCCCAACUGCCCGAAGGCCUGGUCCUGGGGCAGGCAGUGGAGAGUCUCCCCAGUCCUGGUCUGGGCACAAAGGUGAGGGCAGGACAAGAUUCUGGAGGCAGGGCCGCUGGGACCGCUGAGGAACAGAUGAGUAAUUUGACAAUGCUAUUAGCUAAUGAAAAGAAGAGAGCAUUAUCUUAUUUAUAGACUUUGGGCGUUAUUAUCUAGAGGCUUCCUUGUGAGAGCUGAGGUGGCUAUUGAAUCUUAAAGGAGAAACAAACAUAGGGCCCAAGGGCCUGGGCUGAUCUCUAUAUUCAUAAACCAGGACAGGACAAUCAUCUUCUCUUGACCACUGAGGAGGCUGGGGUUCUAACAGACUAAGAAAUAAAAGCCAAGAUCAUCAGCAUGCCAUUGCUGCUACACCCUGCCCUGUUCUUCCACUGGCCAGCGAACACAGGCUCUGCUACCCACUUGAAUGCAGAAGGGAAAGAGUGAAAUAAAGGGAGAAAAGAAAAAAAAAAUAAACAGGAACAGAUUAACAUCUCAAAAUAUCCUGCUACAUUUGAAAGAUGUGAGAGUUGGAUUCAUGUGUGAUGUUCUACUGGGAAAAAGGAAUUGUUCUUGAAAAUGAAGUCUGUGCUGUUGCAGAGACAGCGUUGCCCCUAGGUCCACAGAAUGCUCUGAUGUCAUCACUGAGGUCAGAGAAUCCUGCUGUGGGCCUGGCGACCUUUGAACCUUAACAGCCCUGCGCUGUGGAGAGCACUGGGCAGUGCUGCUGCUUUAAGUGGUCUGAGUUCUUCAGCCACUUCGGAGACUUGACUGCUUUUACUUGAUUUAAUUAUCAAGUCAUUUCAGCGGGUCUCCGGAGAGCCAAGAAGGGCCAACCUGUAGUGAAGAGGAGGAGCUGGACGUGUGGCAUCUUCUUCUAGGGGGUCUUCUAGUUGGGACCAUGAAAAGGCGACAAAAGAGGAAACACCUGGAAAAUGAAGAGUCCCAGGAGACUGCUGAGAAGGGAGGAGGAAUCUCAAAAUCACAAGAGGAUCCCCCUCAGCUAGGAUGCACUGCAGUGGCCCGAGUCUGCCCCCAAGGGUCAGGGGAGGUCUCUUCUGCCUCUGAAUACUUCUCCUGUGUUUCUUCUCCACGCAAGCUCAUCCACGGUGGAAUCUGGAAGUUGCAUCGAGACAGUCCCCAGCCUAGAGCACCCCUAGCCCGUCUUCAAGAACAAGGGGAGAUGGCUCCCCUGUCACCACGUGUCUCCUCCUCCCCUUCAUCCUACAAGACCUGUGCAACCUCUCUGCAUAUGAACAAAGAGAAGAGGGGCAUGAAAAUAUACUACAUGCGGGUACAAAUGAAAAAGGGCGUUGCUGUCUCCUGGGAGGCAGAGAAACCCUCGGAGUCACUAGAAAAGCAGCCGAGGAGGGAGGAAGUGACCCUUCCUGAGGACGUGCGGGCGGGGACUCCCCCCUCGGAUGUGUCCACCAGAAACCUCCUGUCUGACAGCGAGCCCAGCGGGGAGGAGAGAGAGCACGAGGAGAGAGCUGAGUUCGACAGCCCCGCCCCAGGGUCACCCACCGUCGAGGAGAGACCCCGGGCCAGGACACCCGACUGGCUGGUGACCAUGGAGACUGGCUUCCGGUGCAUGGCCUGCUGCCGGGUCUUCCCCAGCCUGGAGAUCCUGCAGGAGCACGUGCAGAAUGGCAUCAGUGAGGGCUUCAGCUGCCACGUCUUUCAUCUCACCAUGGCCCAGCUGACAGGCAACGUGGAACCAGAGAACACCCCUGAGGAGGAGGUGGAGGACGAGGACGAGGAUGAGGAUGGGGAGGACGAGGAGCAGGAGGAGAAGGAGAACGAGGAGCAGCAGUCUGCAGGGGAAGAUGUCAGCUUGAGGAGACCCUGGAGCCAGUGUCCAGGCUGUGUGUUCCAUUCUCCCAAGGACCGGAAGUGAGCAGGGCCCAGGGCUGCAGCGGGAGCUAUGUCUUCUCCAGUCCUGUCUCUCCACCCUGGCUCAGAAGGGAGAAGUGGGGCUUUCUCACCUCAGGGGACAACCGAAGGGGGUAACUGGGCCCCUUGCUUCUGGCCCAGGCAUUUUAAUAAAGUCAUGACUGUAAGAGAGAAUUUAUCCUGAGCUUUUCAGCUUCCCUUGGAAGUUCUCUUUAACUCAAAAGCAUCUCUCUUGAUUUCCACACAGCAACUGAUAAUUCAUGGGCCAGACGAUCCUGAAAGAUGGUGUGGCCUUCUCUUGGAAGAGGUGAGACCUGAGGUUGGCACAGUCUUCUAAGCCUAUGUCAUGAAGGCCCAGAGGAAUCUAAGGGAAGGGGCCGAGGAGAUGCUCUGGGUUACCUGAUGGCUCUGCAGUCGCAUCACCUUGGGGCCCAGGCAGCACUUGGGAGGGAUUGACCUCUGUUGAUUUAGACAAGAAGGUGGAACAUUCGAUUGAGUUUUCUCAGGGUCUCCAUGAUUGACUUCGACUCUAAGAGGAUGUACUGCCAGCAGCUCGUUUUGGUAGAGAGAGCCAGGAGUGGUCUGGAAAGAACAGGGGCCUCACAGGACCCACAGUUUGAGGUCUUGAGAGCCUGUGACCUGAGCCGGGACCUCACCCUGACCACUGUACCUAGCCUUCUGCGACAGAGGAGAAUGGGAGAGGGAGUCAUAUUGAAAUGAGGUCUCCUGAGGUUUGGAAAUAUAUUCCAGAACCUUCAUUGUGUGAUAGUUCAGUUCAGUUGCUCAGUCAUGUCUGACUCUUUGUGACCUCAUGGACUGCAGCACACUAGGCUUCCCUGUCCAUCACCAACUCCCAGAGCUUACUCAAACUCAUUUCCAUUGAGUCAGUGAUGCCAUCCAACCGUCACUAUGCGAUAGUUGAUCUGGAGCCAGACUCUGUGGUGUGUGUGGCUCUUGAGCUUCGAGGCAGAGGUGAAGGGUAACUCGAUCAGCAGAGCUCCUGGUGCUUCUUGUCUCUUGCUGUCCUGCCUCAUUUGUUUUGUCCCUUCCAGAGAGAAGAAAGGACCCCAGAGAGAGUAGCAGACAGAAUGCCAGUGGUCUGAAGGAGAAAGAAGGGGCUGGCAUUCAGUCCAACAUCAUAUGACAGUAUAAACAUGAUAUGUAAUAAAGGGUGUUUCCCAAACCUUUUCUGGAUAUUUUAUUUACCUAUGUAUGUAUCUACUUAUGUAUCCAUCAAUCAGUCAUCUACAUCUAUAUCUCU